Molecule: messenger RNA, 1323 nt
Organism: Gossypium raimondii (Peruvian cotton)
Lineage: Eukaryota; Viridiplantae; Streptophyta; Magnoliopsida; Malvales; Malvaceae
Exons: 5
Coding region: 79-1089 (336 amino acids)
Biological process (GO): beta-D-galactose catabolic process via UDP-galactose, Leloir pathway; glucose metabolic process
Molecular function (GO): aldose 1-epimerase activity; carbohydrate binding
Source: RefSeq, a predicted model, not a curated record
UAUACCCUCCACACUAAACCAAACUACAGGAAGUACUGAAUCUCUGAAACACAAAUCUCGCUUUCGGAAAAGCCUCAAAUGGCAGACCAACCGCAGAUUUAUGAACUCAACAAUGGAACCGUGGUUGUUAAGAUCACCAACUAUGGCUGCACUAUCACCUCAUUGUCUGUUCCUGACAAAAACGGUAAAUUAGCCGAUGUCGUCCUGGGAUUCGACACUGUCGAACCGUACGUGAAAGGUACUUCACCUUAUUUUGGAUGCAUUGUGGGAAGGGUUGCAAACAGGAUAAAAAAUGGCAAGUUUACUCUUAAUGGAACGGGGUACUCUUUGCCAAUCAACAAGCCUCCAAACAGUCUCCACGGUGGAUUCAAGGGUUUUGACAAGAGAAUAUGGGAGGUAGCAGAAUAUAAGAAAGGCGACAAACCCUCCAUUACUUUUAAAUAUCGCAGCAGCGAUGGUGAGGAGGGUUACCCGGGUGAUGUUUCUGUGACUGCAACCUACACUCUAACUUCAAGCAUGACAAUGAAGCUUGACAUGGAAGCAGUGCCCGAGAAUAAGGCCACUCCAAUUAACUUGGCUCAACAUACUUACUGGAACUUAGCGGGCCACAACUCAGGGAACAUACUUGACCAUACAAUUCAGAUAUGGGCAUCAGAAAUGACUCCAGUGGACGAGAACACAGUUCCAACUGGAGAAAUCAAGCCAGUUAAAGGGACUCCUUUUGACUUCACUGCUGAGAAGAAGGUUGGUCUUCAAGUCCAUGAGGUAGGUUUGGGUUAUGACCAUAACUAUGUUCUUGGCGGUGGGGAAGAAAAAUUGGGUUUGAAACGUGCUGCCAAAUUGAAGGACCCAUCCAGCUCGAGGGUCCUUAACUUAUGGACCAAUGCACCUGGGAUGCAAUUUUACACUGGUAAUUACGUGAAUGGAGUUGUCGGGAAAGGAGGUGCUGUUUAUAAUAAGCAUGCAGGGUUAUGCUUGGAAACGCAGGGAUUUCCAAAUGCCAUAAACCAAUCAAACUUCCCAUCAGUCGUUGUUCAACCUGGUAGCAAGUACCAGCACACUAUGUUGUUUGAGUUUUCAGUUGAGUAAGUUUCUGAAGUCUUUUGAAUUUAGAUAUGGGAAUAAGUGUACUGUUGGUUUGCCUAGCUUCAAUUUCUGGAAGACCAUGGGUUCCUUUUAGUUCCUCUUAAUAAUAUGAUGACGAGUUCCGAGUAUUGAAGUGAACUUUUGUAGAGAUGAACUAUUUAUCGUGGUAGAUGUUUUGUAAUGUUCUUGCCCCAUUGGAAAGUGUGGAAAUAAAUGAGGAUAUUUUGGGCCAUAAAA